AUGAAUGGGGUUGUGGAAGCCGCCAACAAAACCAUCAAGAAGAUUCUCAGGAAGAUGAUUGAUAACUACAAAGAUUGGCAUGAACAAUUGCCUUAUGCAUUACUGGGAUAUCGCACCACGCCUAGGAUUUCAACUGGGGCCACUCCGUACUUGUUAGUGUAUGACACUGAAGCAGUGAUACCAGCCGAAAGAAUAGCACGAGCUUUCAACAAGCAAGUGAGAACUAGGAUUUUUCAAAUUGGGAAAUUGGUGCUCAAACGAAUAUUCCCAAAUCAACAGGAAUACAAGGGAAAGUUUGCACCAAACUGGCAAGGGCCCUAUAUGGUGCGAAAGGAACUAUCAGGAGGAGUAGUGGUACUUGCUGAAAUGGAUGGUCAGGAGUGGCGAAGGGCAAUAAAUUUAGAUGCCAUCAAGAGAUACUACGUGUAA
Molecule: messenger RNA, 429 nt
Organism: Lycium barbarum (goji berry)
Lineage: Eukaryota; Viridiplantae; Streptophyta; Magnoliopsida; Solanales; Solanaceae
Exons: 2
Coding region: 1-429 (142 amino acids)
Molecular function (GO): nucleic acid binding
Source: RefSeq, a predicted model, not a curated record